GUUGUGAAGAUUAAGCACAAGAGUGUGCCAACCACUGAGCAACUGGUCUAUGUGCUAAUAAUACCUGGUGGGGGCUGUUGGCAGUCCAAGACGAGCAUUCUGGAGAGCAGAGCAUGGGGCACUGGAGAGCUUUAGCCCUUCGGGCACUCAUGCCUAAUGUUUCCACACUUCAGAGGAAAGUUUGGAAGAUGGAAGCUAUGUAAGCAAAAGGUAGUAUGUCCAUACGGUGGCAUAUCAUUCAGCCUUAAACAGGGAGGAAAUUCUGACACCUGCUGUACAUGACAGAUGAAACUUGACGACAUGAGGCUAAGUGAAAUCAGCCUGUCACCAAAAAAAAAAAAAAAGAAAGAAAAAAUUCUGUGUGAUUCUGCUUACAUGGGGGCACCUAGAGUAGUCACAUUCCUAGUGACAGAAAGUAGAAUGGUGGUUGCCAGGGGCUUGAAGUUGGGGCAAAAGGAGUGUUGUUUGAUGUGUAGUUUCAGUCUGGGAAGACGAAAAGAGGUCUGGAGAAAGAUGCCAUGCCACAGGGUGAAUGCGCUUAAUGCCCCUGAACUGGACACUUGAAAAUUGCUAACAUGUCAAUUUUAUGGCCUUUCUGGUGCCGACGAUCACCCCACAAGAAUAUGCCCCUUACGAAGGACUUCCUCCACCCAUCCCUGGAAGAGGCGAAGAGGAAGCACAAGAAGAAGAAGCACCUGGCACAGAGCCCCAGCUCCUGCUUCACAGGCAUGAAGUGCCCGGGAUCCAACAGAGUCACUAUCGUCUUGAGCCAUGUACAAACCGUAGUUUUGUGUGUUGGCUGCUCCACUGUCUUCUGCCAGUCCAUGGGAGGAAAAGCGAGGCUUACAGAAGCAGGCUCCUCCAGACAGAUGCAGCACUAAAAGCACCCAAGACGAAGAGGAGUGGGAAAUGAUCCCAAUACACACAUUUUGGAUUUAAAAAAAUGUCGAGGCAUCAGGCGACUCAGUUGGUGAAGCCUCCGACCUUGAU
Molecule: messenger RNA, 990 nt
Organism: Lutra lutra (Eurasian river otter)
Lineage: Eukaryota; Metazoa; Chordata; Mammalia; Carnivora; Mustelidae
Product: 40S ribosomal protein S27-like
Exons: 1
Coding region: 576-881 (101 amino acids)
Biological process (GO): translation; ribosomal small subunit assembly
Cellular component (GO): cytosolic small ribosomal subunit; ribosome
Molecular function (GO): RNA binding; structural constituent of ribosome
Source: RefSeq, a predicted model, not a curated record